AUGGAGCUUCCCGGGGCCGGAGAGACGUCGGCGCAGAUGUCCACGACCAACAACGGUUCUCUGGACGAGGUCAAACGUAUCCGCAGUCAGCUCAGCCUGAAGCUGCUGCGCGGGCUGGAUUUGUACGUGGAAGAGAUUCUGCACCAGACUCCCUUCGUGACGGCCUACGUGCUCAAUGAUAACAAGCAAUGGGAACGCACCGGAGUUGAAGGUUUUUUGUACUUGCUGAGGCGCAGCAACGAGCCCCGCCACAGCCUCAUCGUGGUGAACCGCAAAUCGGAGCGCCAUCUGAUGGAGUUAAUAACCCCCGAAUUCCAGAUAACGCGCGAGAACAACUACAUCUUCUAUCGUGCUAUGUGUAUGCGAACGCGCACUAUGCAGGCCACCCGCAGCCUUUGGUUCUAUGACGAGAAGGAGUGCAUUAAGACCCACGAGAAGAUCCUUGCGGUAACGGUCAACCGUGAGCCUGUGCCCGGUUUCAGCAAGAAUGCGAAGCCUGCCACGGCAUCGCCCGCCGUGGCAGUAACGACAAACAGCCCUGCUGUUGCCGCCGCUGUCACCCAAAAUGCGCGUACAGAGCAGGCAGUGUAUCCUACCCCCUACGCGGAUAAUGCGAGGGCAAUGGAUGGAUUUAAUCAUGCGGGGGCGUUGUAUCAACAACAGGCCAGUGUGCCGGCGACGCCUUCGGGUCCCGCAUCCUCGGUGCGCAUGCCCCCUGCUCCAAUGGCGAGCACCAACGGAAACGUGCCGCCUGUGUCUUCCAUGGAGCCGAUGAGCAAAGAUUCUCAGAGGCUCGUGAAUAUGUUAAGGCCGCUGGUACAAGGCGGGAACCAAUCGCCCCCGGGAUACACGCCGCAGCCUUCCGUCAUGACGCCCAUACACUUCCCAUCUCCGGCGUACCCCGUGCAGUUCCAGCCGCGCGAGUACCCGCCUGCGGCGCUGCCCAGCGGCAGCAUGCCUAUCACCGUGACCUAUGAAAUGCUGUGCGCCGCGUGUGCCGAGACAAUGCAGAGUGAGGACUUCCUGAGGUUGCUGUGGCGGCGUCUGACCGAGAAGGCAGCCCGCUACAACGGCUGA
Babesia ovata is the source of this 1077-nucleotide messenger RNA. Its product is annotated as Dcp1-like decapping family protein. The record is from RefSeq and is a predicted model, not a curated record. Lineage: Eukaryota; Apicomplexa; Aconoidasida; Piroplasmida; Babesiidae. Gene Ontology annotation, cellular component: P-body. Bases 1 to 1077 code for a protein of 358 amino acids. Gene Ontology annotation, molecular function: mRNA binding; enzyme activator activity. The transcript has 5 exons. Gene Ontology annotation, biological process: positive regulation of catalytic activity; deadenylation-dependent decapping of nuclear-transcribed mRNA; deadenylation-independent decapping of nuclear-transcribed mRNA.